This is a messenger RNA of Gossypium raimondii (Peruvian cotton), 1698 nucleotides long. RefSeq lists its product as hypothetical. Bases 228 to 1406 code for a protein of 392 amino acids. Lineage: Eukaryota; Viridiplantae; Streptophyta; Magnoliopsida; Malvales; Malvaceae. The transcript is spliced from 12 exons. The record is from RefSeq and is a predicted model, not a curated record.
CAAAAGAAAAAGUCGUCUCUCUCUCUAUCACACACACAUCAGCACGCAGAAGGGAAGUUACUGCCACGGUGCAGCAUCAGGAUCCGCCACCGUUUUGAACUACCUUAAAAUCGUCGCCUUAAAUUCCCCAAUCCGUCGCCGAAAAAAUUCUUCAGUAAAGGACAACUUGAUUUGACGGCACGUUAAAGUGAAAAAAAAUUCAAAAAAAGGGGAAAAGUUUUUAAGCGAUGCUCCAAAUUGGAGAAGAAACCCCUUCGAGGUUUGAGUUACUGAGCGUGGUUAGAAAACACUCGAAUUUAUUAGGGAAAACGACGGUGGAUGAGGAAGAUGCUACCGACGUUGAAAUGGACGGUAAAUUUUGGCAUGAUGUCUUCGAUUUGUAUUUCGUUAGGGGUAAGGAAUCGAGAGGUCGACAAGAUGAUGAUCUCAUAUUUUUCGUUCGGAAAUGGAAGGGGCAUGGUUUUAACGAAAGUGAGGAAAGUGUUGCUCCUUACUUUGUACGCAGGUGGGCACCUGAGUUAGAUAAGUUAGUUGGCGACAGUUUAUCGGUUGUGGAUUGGCGGCGCUCGUUUUACUUGAAUAUGAUUGCCCAUACUUCGUACUCUGUAACAGUUGCGAUUUGCAGUCACAAUGUCCUUAGAAAUCAUCAAGUGGGGCAAGAUACACCAUUAUCUGCUAUCUACAAGGUUGUGAAGACUGUUUAUGCAUCUCCCAGUCGAGUAAAUUUUCAUUUGGACUCAAAAAAGGAAGUAGAGACAACACCUGCCUAUCCGGACAUCUGUUUUGCAAUAGAUGAUUUUGACUUUACUUUUGAUGCAGUGGUCUUGACAGAAACAGAUCAUUGCUAUUGUGUUCUUCUUAAUGCGCUUGAUGGGGCAGCUUUUCCUAGUGAAAAGGAUACAAAUGAUAGCAGUUCCAGUAACAAAGUACCAUUGAGAGUAGAUACUAAUUCUAUGAAGACGAAAAAUAGUAAGCUCACACUUUUUUCUGGAUUUGUCAGCUAUCAAAUGGUCCGGGAUGCAUAUGAUGCUGGGAGUUCUGGAUUCGGAAGUCUUCUAUCAAUGGGUCAUUCCUCUGGCAAAAAAGACAGACUUUACAUGAAAGGUCCUGGAGGACGUGGGGAAGUUGAAGUAGCUGUUUCUGGUGUCGUAGACCAAAGCAAGGAAGAUUCAGGUCCUUUUUCACCCAUUAUAUCAAAAAAGGGUUUCGGACUUGGCUCCAUUGUUCGUAAAGCAGCUUCUGUUGCAUCUGUAGCAGCAAAGAACGCUUAUGCAGCGGCUUCUGCCACUUCAUCUUCUGAUGAAGAAAUGAUACCUCUCAAAUGUUGCUUAAUGUCUAUAACAUUGCCUUGGGAACACAUUGCUUAUGAUCUUUUGUUCAAGGGAAGUCCUCCGGUGAACUUGUAGAUUUCCUGUAUUUCUUGUUGCCGAAAUCCACAGAACUUAAGAGUAGAAGCUACCUGCCUAAGGAGAAGUGCAAUUGCAGGUAAAUGUCCAAAAUGUUUCCACCAUCCAGAGCAUGAAAGGAGAUUAUCUUUUAUCUCUGUAUACAUUGGUGCUGGGUUUUUGAGUGUUUUAAGGGUGUAUGAUGAAAUAGUGUACAUUAUUUAUUGUAAAACCUAGACUGUUCUUUGUGAUGCUUUCAUUGUAUCAGAUUCUUUUCACAUUCUUAGUGAAUGCCAAGGUUUCACUCCUUCCA